AAUCCAUAAAUCAAGAAACAAAAAUUUAAGGAAAUGAAAAAUUUUCAUUAUUAUAACUUACAAAACAUGCUAAAGAACACAAAAGCAAGCAAUUGAGGAACAAGGGGCUCAAAAAUGUUUGAGACGGUGACACCUCUGGUUUUGCAGCAGGGAAGAUCAGUCCGCCAAAAAACCAGGUACUAAUCAAUAUAAAUAAAAUAUACUGAUUGAUAUGAAUGCUAGAUUUACCACCCAUUAUUGUUGAUUCUGCUACUACUGCUUUUGCAAUCUCUUUAUUCAUCUUCUAAACAGAUUUAAAUGUUCAAUGUCUCCUUUGCCAUUCUAAGUACUACUACCACAAGAAGAGCAUUGGUCAAUAUAAAAUUUAGAGCUCUAUUUGUAAAUUAUGGACACAUUUAGGAUGUAUCAAACAACUAUUUUGCAGUGUUUGAAAUGUGUCGAGUAUCCUCAGUAGCAAAUGUUCCUAUUAGAUUCUCUCUCUGGUGAUAAAUCUUGAUAGCGGGAUUAAAAAAAAAAAAAAAAACUAGAUGGUGACAUGUUAUUUAUUCAUGUGCAAAGUACACAUAAAUAUAAAACAUGCAAUUGAGACGACAAUAGUGGGCUUAAAAAUGUUGAGAUGGCAACAGCUUCUGGAUUUACUUAUGCUUGAGAAUCUUACCAAACAAUAACCCAUUCUUACACCACACAAGCAUCUUCAAUUAUUUUUUGUUAGAUCAGUUUUGAUUAGAAUCAAAUGCAAUUCGACACAAUAUCUAAAGAUACCUUUUUCACAUGGAUAUAUACUCUGCUGAACUAUUAUAUAACUUUACUUUCAAGGUGUUCUUCUCUUUUGUAUUGUGUUUGCAUCAAUAUUUAAAACUAAACAGCCUAACACUUCUGAGUUCUGACCCAUUACACACACACACACACACACACACACACACACACACUUAAUAAAUCCUUAGAGCAAGCACUGGAGUGAGGUAGAGAAAUUAGAAAUGGAGGAGGCGAUGAAUAUGCUGAUUUGGUUGAUUGUUGUAUGCUUGAGUAGCUUGUGUAUACAUGUCUAUAAUGUUUUGUGGGUAAGGCCUGAAAGGGUCAGAGAGAAGCUGAGUAGGCAAGGUAUCAGAGGUCCACCACCAUCUUUUCUGACGGGCAAUGUCUCACAGAUGAAAAGAAUCUCGUCUGAUCAUAUCGAAGCCUCUGCUGGGCCUCUAACAGCCAACUAUGCCCUUUCUAUGUUCCCCUACUUUGAGCGCUGGACGCAGAUAUAUGGUCAGGUAUAUAUGUAUACCACAGGAAAUGUUCAAAAUUUGUACAUAAGUGAUCUAGGAGUGGUGAAGGAAAUUAGCUUAUUCAAGUCAUGGGACUUGGGUAAACCUGUAUAUUUGUCACCACAACUUAGGUCUUUGUUAGGGGAUAGUGUUGUAAGAUCUAAUGGGCAAGCUUGGGCUCACCAGAAGAAAAUCAUCGCACCAGAGUUCUUUGUGGACAAAGUCAAGGUAAUUCAUCGUCUCCCAGCUAGCUAG
Messenger RNA from Cornus florida, 1508 nucleotides. Its product is annotated as cytochrome P450 714C2-like. The record is from RefSeq and is a predicted model, not a curated record. The transcript has 2 exons. Lineage: Eukaryota; Viridiplantae; Streptophyta; Magnoliopsida; Cornales; Cornaceae. Gene Ontology annotation, molecular function: heme binding; oxidoreductase activity, acting on paired donors, with incorporation or reduction of molecular oxygen; iron ion binding. The coding region runs from base 978 to 1508 and encodes 176 amino acids.